[Candida] anglica is the source of this 1027-nucleotide messenger RNA. Lineage: Eukaryota; Fungi; Ascomycota; Pichiomycetes; Serinales; Debaryomycetaceae. The record is from the annotation of a GenBank genome assembly.
AUAAACAAGACUCAAUAAUUGAUAAGGAUGCAGUUUAUAAUAGCAGUACGAUUCACCACUCCGGGAGAGAUCAAGGAACAACUUAAGGAUCUUGAAAUUCCAAUAUCUAUUAACUUUGAGCGAGAUGAUGUCAAUCGUCUUAUAAAUGUUAAUUGGUUGAAAUUCAUGGUACGAAGUAAAGUUGAGGUUUGUUCAACUAGAAGACUUCGAUUGAUUUAUAGUGGUAGAGUAUUGAAUGAUAAUACCAAUUUCAAAACUGAUAUUCUUGAACCCAAAAUACGGCAGCUGUUGAUAGAAAGACAACAGGAAGAGCGGGGGUCGGUCCAGCUGGUACUGCCACCUCCAUCAGGAAUAGCUGACUCCUUAAAGAUUUAUAUCCAUUGUCUUGUUGGUGAUAUUCUUACUGCUAGUCAGCUUGCAGAGGAAGGAAAGUUAGAUAAUGGUCCACAAGAGAGAACAACUACACCAGAAGUGGUUGGAUUUGAUCGUCUUUUGCAACAAGGGUUUUCUCAAGGAGAUGUUCAAGAUUUAAGAAGACAAUUCCAAGCCAUAUAUAACCCUAAUGAUAAUAUAGGGGGCGCCACUGGGACAGGUGAUAUACAUGAUUUAGAAGAAGAGGAAAGAAGACAACAACAUAUCAGACAACUUGAAGAUAGAUGGAUAGAAUCAACCGUCACUCCUGCUGGAGUUGAUGGAGACACAACUAUGAGACCACAAGUAUCAACCACGGACACUCAAGGAUUACCAACACAAGGUGUAGAACCAACACAACCAUCACUUGAGAUUGAUGAUGUUAAUGGUAAUGAAGAUUUGUUGGUUGGACUUUUACUUGGUGUAUUUUUAGGAGUUUUAGGAGUGGUAUUUCUUGCCGCAGAUGAUACUGUUUUCAAUCAACGUCAAAGAAUGGCAAUAAUAGCAGGUAUUUUCAUAAACUUUGGUAUAUCCACAGUACGUGGUCAAUGGUUAUAGGAAAAAAUAUAAAUAUUUGCACAAUAGUUCAAAAUAAUUGGUCAAAUUAGCUAUACAA